This is a messenger RNA of Lindgomyces ingoldianus, 1228 nucleotides long. RefSeq names its product porphobilinogen deaminase. The coding region runs from base 41 to 1228 and encodes 395 amino acids. Lineage: Eukaryota; Fungi; Ascomycota; Dothideomycetes; Pleosporales; Lindgomycetaceae. The record is from RefSeq and is a predicted model, not a curated record. Gene Ontology annotation, cellular component: cytoplasm. Gene Ontology annotation, biological process: heme biosynthetic process. The transcript has 2 exons. Gene Ontology annotation, molecular function: hydroxymethylbilane synthase activity.
CACAACUCUGAGACCCCACCACCUUGGAUUCACUUUGGCAAUGGCCUCAGCAACAGCUUCCAAUCUCCCAACGCCCUCCAACAUAACUCCCCAGAGUCCCUCAACCUCUGCUCGCGCACAAUUUCCUCCCAUCAACAUUGGCACGCGACGAUCAGCUCUCGCCCAAAUUCAAGCUCGCUCCGUAGAAAAAGCACUCAAAGACGCCUACCCGCACCGAACAUACAACAUCUGCGCUGUGUUGGCGCAGGGGGACAAAGAUAAGGUUACACCAUUGCAGCAAUUGAGUCAAGGAGAGAAUGCGAAGAGCUUGUGGACGGGUGAGUUGGAGACCAUGUUAGAGAAGGGGGAGUUAGAUAUUAUUGUGCAUUGCUUAAAAGAUAUGCCAACACAACUGCCCGACAACCUAAUCUUGGGAUCUAUCCUUGAGCGCGAAGAUCCCCGCGAUGCGCUCGUCAUCUCGCCACGACUCCCGAAAAACACGACAAUCACCACACUCCCACCGAAUGCCACAAUAGGUACUUCGUCGAUUCGCCGUGCGGCCCAAUUACGACGUCUCUAUUCCACGCUCCAAUUUGCGGACCUCCGAGGGAACGUCGGGACCAGACUAGGCAAGCUCGAUGCCGAAGACUCUCCAUUCGCAGCGAUCAUUCUCGCAGCAGCAGGUCUCAAGAGGCUCGGUAUGGAAGAUCGAAUAAGUCAGUAUCUAAGCAGUGAUAAUGGGGGAAUGUUACACGCCGUCGGACAGGGAGCCUUGGCCAUCGAGAUUCGGAAGAAUGAUGACGCGAUGAAGGAGAUGCUGAAUAAGAUCCGGUGUGAACGGACAUCUCGAGCUUGCUCAUCCGAGAGGGCACUGUUGAGAGCAUUAGAGGGAGGCUGUAGCGUUCCGAUUGGCGUGGAAACGACAUGGAGGGGCGGGAAUGGAGUUGCUACCGGAACCGAAACUGCCCAGGAUUACGACAAGAAUAGGAAGGCGGUUGAAGACAGCCAAAUAAAGUUAGACGACCAAGAACUAGUUCUAAAAGCCAUCGUUGUUAGUGUAGAUGGCAAGGACUCUGUGGAACAUGUGUCAGUGCAGAAAGUCCGGUCAGUUGAAGAAGCGGAGACCAUGGGCAGAGAUGUCGCGAAAACUUUGCUCGAGAAGGGGGCCGAUAAGAUACUGGAAAAGAUUAACAUCGAGAAGCAGUGGGCCGCGAAAAAGAAGCUAGAGGAGAUAUCAGUAGCCUCGUGA